AUGGCGACAACCACAACCACAACCACCAACAACCACACUGCCAUAGAACACCAAAUCGCCCUCCAAGGCGUCACCCUCUCCAACAACACCAUCCCCCCCACCGAAUUCCUCAUGAGAUGCGCCCCCUCCCCCUCCCUCAUGAUCUCCUGCGGCUGCAUCAUCGUCGACCCGUCCGCCCGCAAAAUCGCCAUCGUCCACGACCCAGACACCAACAUCACACAACUCCCCAAGGGCCGCAAAAACAUCAACGAGGACAUCCACGCCGCCGCCCUCCGCGAGGCCCACGAGGAGACGGGCAUCCCCGUGAAGCCGCUGCCCCUCAGGAUUGCCACGCGAGCCACGCCAACCGAGGACAUGAUGCAUCUGGUGCGCAAGACGGCAGAGGGGUACCCCGAGGAUGUAACGUGCGAGGUGGAGAACUGCGAGCCCGUGGCCGUGUGCUAUCAUCGCUGCUCGGGGACGUUGGCCUUCAAGCUGGUGUUUUGGUAUGCGGCGCAGGGGGAUUCGGCUGUGAAGCCCGUGGAUGGGACGAAAGAGGUCUGGGAGGAGCAGUAUCAGGUUGACUGGGUGGAUGCGAGGAGCGCGGCUGGCAGGAUGAGUAUGGUUGCGGAUGGGGAGGUUAUUGACAAGGUUAUUGCGGAUAUGGUUGCUUCUGGAUAUGAUAUUUAG
Messenger RNA from Pochonia chlamydosporia 170, 669 nucleotides. RefSeq names its product NUDIX hydrolase domain-containing protein. Bases 1 to 669 code for a protein of 222 amino acids. NCBI's taxonomy places the organism in Eukaryota, Fungi, Ascomycota, Sordariomycetes, Hypocreales, Clavicipitaceae. The transcript has a single exon. Gene Ontology annotation, biological process: ATP biosynthetic process; AMP biosynthetic process. The record is from RefSeq and is a predicted model, not a curated record. Gene Ontology annotation, molecular function: bis(5'-nucleosyl)-tetraphosphatase (asymmetrical) activity.